AUGUUCUUCCAUACACAAAGACUGCUUUUACCCAAACACUCUCCUGCACUUGCCAAGCUCGGCGAGAGCCAGCGCGACAAAAGCUGGAUGGUCCAAGUCAAACCGAAGCAUCAGUACUGCAAGAGAAACGCGUACGCCAAUGUUUCCACCGGUCCUUUUGGAGCCCAGCUGCGACUUGGAAUACCUAGAUUACCUCCAGAAAAGGACCAAGGGAAAGGAUGUGUUGAAUAA
Molecule: messenger RNA, 231 nt
Organism: Botrytis fragariae
Lineage: Eukaryota; Fungi; Ascomycota; Leotiomycetes; Helotiales; Sclerotiniaceae
Exons: 3
Coding region: 1-231 (76 amino acids)
Source: RefSeq, a predicted model, not a curated record